UAGAGAAAAAAAAAUAAAUCAAGUCUUUGAUUGAUUGUCGCCUGCCUAUUCUAUCAAUGGUCGUUUGUUUAUAUAUUGCAAAAACAUCUUCUCAAGUGGGCAAAAUCAUGAGUUGUUUUUCUUCGUCUUGGGAUGGAACCCUCUCGCCGAAUGAUUUCUCUGUUGCUGCUCGCGUUUUUACCGAGAGAUGGGAGAGGAAUAACUCUUCUUCCCCUUCAUGGUUUUGGGUCAAUUCUCCAAAAGGACCUCCUUUCCUUGCUUCUUCUCAACAUGUGGAUGGAUACUUGUCUUUGGAGAACAUGUGUGUUCUUGUCUCAGCUGAGGAUAAUAAUGAAGAAGUAAGUUGCACUGUGGAAGAGGAGGCUGGUUUCUCUGAGAUAGAAGGGGCAGCUGAUAGUGCCACACUUGUUCAAAGCAAUCAUCAUGAAGCGCAUUACUAUGAUUUUCAUAUAGUAUAUAGCGCUUCAUACAGGGUUCCUGUGCUAUAUUUCCGUGCAUACUGCAGUGAUGGAAGGCCGUUGCUGUUGAAUGAAAUUGAAAAGGACCUUCCAGCUUGCUCCUCGAAGGUGUUGUUGGAAACAAAGUGGACUUUCAUAACUCAGGAGGAGCAUCCAUUCUUGAAUAGGCCAUGGUACAAAUUACAUCCAUGCGGGACCCGUGAAUGGAUGAAGUUGCUUUGCCUUGGCGAUGAGGUUGCAGCUAAGAAUGGACUGGCCAUUGAACUAUAUCUGGUGUCAUGGUUCUCGGUCGUUGGGCAGGUGGUUGGUCUCAAGACCCCCCUAGAAAUGGUGAAAAAAUCAGUGUAAUCACGGCAAUGCUUCGGACAAAAAAUGAACUCAUAAGUACAUGGCUUAAAGAAGUGCAUUACUACUCUUGCAGUGAGCUUUGAUCCAAUUUUGACGAUUCCUAUGUCCCAUGUGAGGCUGUUUUUCUUGUGUUCCAUAGUUUAAAUUCUUCAUCGACAUCCUAGAAAUCGUUUUUUAGUGUUUGUCUAUCUUGGUGACUGCUAUGGAUGAUUGAAAGAUGGCAGACCUGUAAACCUCAAUUCAUAAACAAAAUAUUUCUGUAAAGGUUUAUUCAA
This is a messenger RNA of Populus euphratica (Euphrates poplar), 1081 nucleotides long. Its product is annotated as ubiquitin-like-conjugating enzyme ATG10. The coding region runs from base 57 to 806 and encodes 249 amino acids. NCBI's taxonomy places the organism in Eukaryota, Viridiplantae, Streptophyta, Magnoliopsida, Malpighiales, Salicaceae. Gene Ontology annotation, molecular function: Atg12 conjugating enzyme activity. Gene Ontology annotation, cellular component: cytosol. The transcript has 6 exons. The record is from RefSeq and is a predicted model, not a curated record. Gene Ontology annotation, biological process: autophagosome assembly; protein modification by small protein conjugation; autophagy of mitochondrion.